UCUCAUCGAAGCUCAGAAUCAGCUGAAAAAAUAAAUGGCGACUCAACAGUUGAUCACUGAGAACAAAGAAGGCGCCGAGAUCCACCAUGGUGCCGAUCUUUGCAAGCAAAAGUGUCAUGAACUUCUCGCCGAAUUCAACCUUCCUAAAGGUCUUCUCCCACUUAACGACCUCACCGAGAUCGGUUAUAACCGCACCACCGGUUUCUUGUGGCUCAAGCAAAGUAAACGUUACGAACACAAGUUCCGUGCCAUCGGAAAAACCGUUGCUUACGAUACCGAGUUGUCGUCGUUUGCUGAGAACGGCCGGAUUCGUAAACUUAGUGGAGUAAAAAGCAAAGAGCUGUUGAUUUGGGUGAAGAUUAAUGAAAUGUGUAUUGAAGAUCCGAGUUCUGGGAAAGUGAAGUUCACUAGUGCAGCUGGUCUCAGCAUGUCUUUCCCACUCUCUGCGUUCGAGCUCGAAGAGAAGGACCAAAAGUGAACAAAUAGAAAUUGUUGGGGUUGUUUUGAAAUUUCAAUAAAUUAAUAAUUUGUCAUUUCUUAAUUUCUUGAUAAAUCAUGUUCAUCUUCUAUGUAUGAUUUGAAAUAAAGGUACUAUUAAAGUAUCGGUAACGUUAACUUGGUAUUAUGUAUAACAGUUUUCUGAAUGCCAUCUUAUGUAACAUGACGACGCUCGAUUCUGGCGACUGAAAUCUAUCCAAAUAGGUAGAUUGUUAGCCAGUGAUUUCUCACAUGCUAGGGGUGUGAUGAAAA
Molecule: messenger RNA, 750 nt
Organism: Pistacia vera
Lineage: Eukaryota; Viridiplantae; Streptophyta; Magnoliopsida; Sapindales; Anacardiaceae
Exons: 1
Coding region: 35-478 (147 amino acids)
Source: RefSeq, a predicted model, not a curated record